This is a messenger RNA of Papilio polytes (common Mormon), 1748 nucleotides long. Its product is annotated as proton-coupled amino acid transporter 2-like. The transcript has 10 exons. The record is from RefSeq and is a predicted model, not a curated record. Gene Ontology annotation, biological process: amino acid transmembrane transport. Gene Ontology annotation, cellular component: vacuolar membrane. NCBI's taxonomy places the organism in Eukaryota, Metazoa, Arthropoda, Insecta, Lepidoptera, Papilionidae. Gene Ontology annotation, molecular function: amino acid transmembrane transporter activity. Bases 148 to 1620 code for a protein of 490 amino acids.
UGCAAAACGCCACUGCAGUACGCUAUAGACGUCCGGAUUGGACGUACGCGAUUUAGUGUCGACAUCUAACGCAAUUGUGAAAAGUGAUGAACGGUUAGGUUCGUGACAAGAUUUUUUUUUAUAAAGUUAUUUACAAAACCUGUAACAAUGAGACUCGAAGAGAAAAAAGGUUCGAUCGUCUUGGACAACUUUAAUUCGACUGCUAAUUUGGCGACGAAUCCCGGCUUCCAAUCGACGCUGAGUCUCGGCUCAAAGGAAGUUAUCAAUGAAAAGGCUUACAACCCGUUCGAGCACAGAAAAGUUGAGCAUCCUAACUCAACGAUUGGAUCGUUGGUGCACUUACUAAAGUCUUCAUUGGGCUCCGGCAUCCUAGCAAUGCCGGCGGCCUUCAAGAAUGCUGGACUUAUAAUUGGAGGCAUCGGUACUUUCGUGGUCGGAUUUAUUUGCACGCAUUGCGUUUAUAUUUUGGUGAAAACAUCGCAAGAAGUAUGUGUGGACGCAAAGAAACCUUCAAUGGGUUUUGCAGAGACUUGCGGAGCGGCUUUUGAAUUUGGACCUAAACCUUUACGACCUUGGGCUAAUUUUGCUAGGACCUUCGUGGAUUACGCACUGACGUGUACUUACUUGGCCGCUCUCUGCGUUUACAUUGUAUUCAUUGCUGAAAACUUUAAAGAGGUCUUAGAUGUCUACGCACCGGAAUACAAAUUGUCAGUAGAAACAUACUGCGCGCUGACACUGGUGCCUCUAGUGCUGAUCUGUCAGAUACGGAACUUGAAAUGGCUGGUACCAUUCUCCGCGAUAGCCAACGUACUGCUCGUCAUUUGCUUUGCGAUCACAAUGUAUUAUAUCUUCGGAGACCUUCCCAAUCCGGCUGAAAGAGAGAUGGUGGCGAGUUUUACACAAUGGCCACUCUUUAUGAGUACUGUUAUAUUUGCGAUGGAAGGCAUCGGCGUGGUGAUGCCAGUGGAGAACGAGAUGGCCAAGCCGGAGCAGUUCCUCGGCUGUCCGGGCGUGCUCAACGUCGCCAUGACCAUCGUCAUCGGAUUGUACGGCGUUGUCGGCUUCUUCGGCUACAUCAGAUUCGGUGACGACGUCCGUGGAAGUGUCACUCUUAAUCUACCCCAAGACGAAUUAUUGGCUCAAAGUGCGAAGAUCCUGAUGGCGCUGGCUAUCCUCUUCACGUACAGUCUGCAGUUCUACGUGCCCAUGGAGAUGAUCUGGAGACAGAUACAUCACAAGAUAUCCGUAAAGUAUCACAAUAUCACACAGAUAUCAAUUCGCACCGCAGCUGUCGUUGGCUCAGUUGCUCUGGCGGCCGCUUUCCCUGAUCUGGAGUUAUUCAUCAGUCUUUGCGGAGCCAUCUUCCUGUCCAGCCUUGGUCUUCUCAUCCCAGCCGUGGUCGAGACAGUCCACAAGUGGGACCGCGGUCUCGGCCACUUUAACUGGAUCCUGUGGAAGAAUUGCUUGAUCGGGAUCAUGUCUCUUGUAGCUCUCUUCGCUGGUUCAUAUGUAUCCAUCACUGGUAUUAUUGAAAAGUUCAACGAACCCGUUCUCGAGAAACUAUUAAACGGCACUUUAAGCAGGGUUAACGAGACUUUAGUGUCUAGUUUAGAAAAUUGAAAACGAAAUAGUAUAACCGUGGGUUUCCACUGUAGUGUUUUAAGUUUUACAAGUACAAGAUAGUAAGUUUAAAUGACAUAAUAAUCUUACUAAUAUUGUUUGAUACUAAUUAAAUUAUUAUAAUAUAA